Molecule: messenger RNA, 1275 nt
Organism: Cajanus cajan (pigeon pea)
Lineage: Eukaryota; Viridiplantae; Streptophyta; Magnoliopsida; Fabales; Fabaceae
Source: RefSeq, a predicted model, not a curated record
AUGGCAAACAAUUCAAAGCGUAGAGCUUCGAGGACUUCCUCCGUGAACUCGGAAUCAAACACCUCCCGACCUCGAUGGAGCAUUCCCAAACCAAUGGCCAAGUUGAAGCCGCAAACAAGGCUGACCUACGGAGCCAAUGCCAUGAUUCUAGUGGAGGUCGGUGAAACAUCUCAUCGGCGUCACACCUUCGACAAUGAGCAAAACGCUCAAGAAACGGUGGUCGUCAAAAUCGACUACCCGAUCAAGCAAAUCUUGAGAAAGCCGGAGCUCGCCGGACGCAUUAUAGCAUGGUCAGUAGAGCUGUCCGAGUUUCGCAUCCAAUAUGAAAGCCGCAGCCCCUUAAAAGCUCAAUGCCUGGCAGAUUUCGUGGCCGAACUCACCCCAACCUCGGCUGAAGAACAACAGGUAUGGACUUUACACGUUGAUGGAGCCUCGAAUUCUAAAGGUGGUGAUGCAGGUAUCAUUUCUGAGGGACCAAAUAAAGUCACCGUAGAGAAGUCUCUCAAAUUUGGCUUCAAAGUGACCAACAAUCAAGCAGAAUAUGAAGCGCUACUAGCAGGAUUGAGCUUGGCACGUGACCUCGGAGCACAGCGGGUGAGUUGCAACAGCGACUCAAAACUCAUGGUAGAGCAGCUUAGUGCGGCAUACCAGACCAAGGAUACCCUUCUCCAGAGGUACUUCCAUGCAGCAUCCCAGGAGAUCUCGUCUUUUGACGAGUUCACCAUACACCAUGUGCCCCGAGAGCAGAAUGCCAGAGCCGACCUCCUAUCCAAGCUCGCCAGUACCAAGCGCCCCAGACAACACCAAACCAUCAUCCAGGAGACUCUGAAUUCACCUAGCCUGGACGACAAGGUCGUCAAUGCUAAUGACAACGGAGACCAAGGAUGGAUGACAGGUAUUUGGAACUACCUAAAGGAGGGAACCCUACCCGAGGAAAAGGAUGAAGCUUGGAAGACGAGGGUAAGGUCAACUAAGUUCGUCAUCGUCAAAGAUGAACUGUUCAAACGCGGCAUCUCUACUCCUUUACUAAAAUGUUUAGCGGGGUCCCAAGCCACAUAUGUCAUCGAGGAGAUCCAUCGAGGGAUAUGUGGUAUGCAUUUCGGGGCACGCUCGAUGGCGAUCAGGGUGCUCCGAGCUGGGUACUACUGGCCCACAUUGAAGUCAGAUUGCCAAGCUUAUGUGCAAAAAUGUAAGGAAUGCCAGCAGUUCGGCAAUGCACAUCGACAACCACCUGAAGUCUUUCACCAGAUGAUGUCACCGUGGCCUUUCGCCUAA